Rana temporaria (common frog) is the source of this 5480-nucleotide messenger RNA. RefSeq names its product fibronectin leucine rich transmembrane protein 1 (gene FLRT1). Bases 1143 to 3176 code for a protein of 677 amino acids. The transcript is spliced from 3 exons. Gene Ontology annotation, molecular function: protein binding. NCBI's taxonomy places the organism in Eukaryota, Metazoa, Chordata, Amphibia, Anura, Ranidae. The record is from RefSeq and is a predicted model, not a curated record.
UUUCUACAUUCUUGUAUUUCCCGUUAUUUUCCAUCCAUUUUCUGUGCUGUGCUGGCUCUCUGUAUAUUCCUCUCUGCUCUCUUCUUCUCCCUCCCUCUUUCUCUCCUCCUCCUGUUCUCUGGUUCUUUCCUCUUUCCUCCUCCCUCUCUCUCUCUCUCUCUCUGUGCUUUUUGCUCUAAUGCAUUUCACACUCAUGCCCUGAUAUUCAAUACAAUCUUUAUUCACUAUCCCGAGAGGUUGCCCUUACGAGGGUCAGACUACCGUGUGCUGCCACUGUUUCAGCUGGGGUGUAUAAAUGGAGGGGGGCUAUUUCCGAGAGACACUUGGACCAUGGAAGAAAGCUCUAUUUAUCUGCUGUAUAUAUGAACAUCUCCGGUCUACAUGAGUCUCGUACUGCAAUGUAUAGCAAUGGUAUUAGAAGACCUUACAAAUUGUCGGAAAAAGCUGUGGAUGGAGAAAUGGUAAUAAUACCGUGUGCUUUUCUACAAAAUUAUAAAAUGAGGACCUAAGUGGAGUGUACAGUCUUCCCUACUUGCUCUUCCAGGCAUCAUUUCUCUUCAACAUCAAAGUUAAGGCACUUCAUGUCCUCAAGUGGUACUGUUGUUGGUUAUUUGUGGGGUUAGGAAGUUCUUCAUGCCACCCCCUUUUUGCGAAGAGAAAAAUCAAUCCCUUCAUUCCAUGUCCAUGAAAACCUUCUGAUGAAAGGUCCCUAGAUCCUCUCUCUGCCUCGGUCACGCAACAGCACACUUAUUCCAUGCCCACAACCCCCCCUCCGCCUGUGUCUGCCAUGAAGGAGGAUCACUCAUUACUAUAAAGAAGAGGAAUAGGAGGAGGUAGAAAAAAAAAAUAUAUUUUUUCUACAGAAAAGGAAAACACGAAAGAGGAAAAGAUGUACGAAUCUGGUCUGUUGAGCUAGACUGUGGAAUAAGCCCUGUGAGGUGCAAGAAAGGGUUCUCUGUGUGGAUUGGAUGCUUCCUCUGACCAUGCUGUGUUGGAUUUACAAAUACCAGAAACGUGUCAUGGAGAAUCUACUAUAGACAACAGGAGGAAACAUAUGCCUUCCGUUUUCUAAAAAAAAGGGUCAUAUCCAAAUUCUUCAGAUUACUAAAAUAUAGCCUUGAUUAAGAAGAAACCACUGCAACAUGGUGGUCACGACAACUACUACAACCACGGCAGCAACUGCUUCUGCCAUGGCUACCACAACAGCGACUGCUACCACAGUUGCCAUGACCACCGCUACUUUGGACUUGCGUGAUUGGCUGUUUCUGUGUUAUGGACUUAUUGCAUUUUUGACAGAGGUGAUAGAUAGCACUAACUGCCCUUAUGUAUGCCGCUGUGACAAUGGCUUCAUCUACUGUAAUGACCGAGGUCUGACCUCCAUUCCAGCAGAGAUUCCAGAUGAUGCAACCACCCUCUACCUCCAGAAUAAUCAGAUAAACAACGCUGGGGUACCACCAGAACUGAAAACCAAGACAAAUGUUCGAGUGAUCUACUUGUAUGAGAAUGACUUAGAUGAAUUUCCACUAAAUCUUCCUCGAUCACUGAGGGAGCUCCACCUUCAAGAUAACAACAUUCGCAGUGUUACACGGGAUGCCCUUUCUCGGAUACCACUUGUUGAAAAACUUCACCUAGAUGAUAACUCUGUGUCAACUGUUAGCAUCGAAGAUGAUGCCUUCUUAGAUACUCGUCAACUUCGACUGCUUUUUCUUUCACGCAACCAUCUCAGCAGCAUUCCCAAUGGCUUACCACACACUUUGGAAGAGCUUAGAUUGGAUGAUAAUCGCAUUUCAACUAUCCCACUUCAUGCUUUUAAAGGACUCACUAGUUUGAGGAGGUUAGUACUUGAUGGAAACCUACUGGCUAAUCAACGCAUUGCAGACGACACAUUCAGUCGACUUCAAAAUUUGACUGAGUUGUCUCUAGUUAGAAAUUCAUUAGCACAGCCACCUCUAAAUUUGCCAAGUGCACACCUUCAGAAGCUUUACUUGCAGGACAAUGCUAUCACUCAUAUCCCCUACAACACUCUGUCUAAAAUGAAACAACUACAGAGACUGGACCUCUCUAAUAAUAACCUUACUGCACUCCCCCGUGGCCUUUUUGAUGACCUGGAAAAUCUGAGCCAGCUGCUUCUCAGGAAUAAUCCCUGGUAUUGUGGUUGCAGUCUUAUGUGGCUACGGGACUGGGUGAAAGCUAGGGCUACUGUGGUAAAUGUGCGUGGCCUGAUGUGUCAGGGUCCUGAGAAAGUUAGGGGAAUGGCAAUCAAAGAUAUCACACAUGAGAUGGAUGAGUGUUUCGAAGGAGGUCCCCAAAGCAAUUCAGCCUCUGCACAUGCAACUCCUGCACUUCCUUCAAUCACUACCCCACCCCAAGGUUCCCUUUUUACACUUAAAUCCAAAAGACCUGGUAUUCGGCUGCCAGAUUCAAACUUGGAUUACCCUAUGGAGACUGGGGCAGCCACUAAAUCUUUGGUGAUAAGUGUCAAGCCACUGACUGCUGAUAGCAUUCGCAUUACCUGGAAGUCAUCUGUUCCAGCCAGUUCCUUCCGGUUGAGUUGGCUGAGACUAGGACACAGCCCAGCUGUUGGUUCUAUCACAGAAACAUUAGUUCAAGGAGAUAAGACAGAGUAUUUGCUAACUGCGCUAGAGCCCAGAUCCACCUACAUAAUUUGUAUGGUAACUAUGGAAACAGGCAACACCUACUUUGCAGAUGAAUCCCCUGUAUGUGCUAAGGCAGAAACAGGGGAUAUUUAUGGCCCUACAACUACACUUAAUCGAGAGCAAAAUGCAGAUCCCUUGGCUGGAUUACCUUUGGCAGGCAUCAUAGGAGGUGCCGUCACCCUUGUCUUCCUUUUUCUCAUCUUGGCAUCUAUUUGCUGGUAUGUCCAUCGAGCUGGUCAACUGUUAACUCGAGAAAGAGCCUGCAGCCGUGGCAGCCGAAAGAAAGACGAUUACAUUGAGUCUGGCACCAAGAAAGAUAAUUCUAUAUUGGAGAUCAGAGGGCCAGGGCUUCAAAUGUUACCAAUAAAUCCACACAGGGCCAAGGAGGAGUAUGUGAUCCAUACCAUAUUUCCAUCUAAUGGCACCAGUCUGUACAAAAGUACCCACACGAUAGGUUAUGGCACUCACAGGGGAUAUAGAGAUGCUGGUAUCCCUGACACAGACUAUUCUUACACAUGAUGAAUCAUUUUUUUUUUUUUUUGGACUUACCAGAUACCUUCCCAUAGCAAAAUCUCGUUUUUUUCCUGGUGCCCACAAAUGAUUCAUGACAAAAAGUGCAAGUUAAAUAAAUAGAAAUUAAAUAAACUUCAGCUGUGAGACAAAAGCAAAAAAAAAAAACACAACAGGAAACGAGACUCCAUGGGAUAUUUUGUAGGAAAGUAAAAAUACCAACAUUCAUAUGGCAAAACCUGAGAAUAAAGAAGAGAGUAGUAGUUGAAAGGGUUGUGUGAGAACUCGAUUACAUUUAAUACAGCAGUUUAAAUCAUUGUAGAACAAGGAGAUAAAUUCAGAGAGAUGGAAGCACUUGGAUACGAUUUGCAUAUAACCUGAGGGUUUCUUUUUUUCAUUUUCCUUUUUCCCUUCUGUUAAAUUCAGGGUGAAAAUGAAGACAUGGUGCAAUGAAUAUUUGUUAACGUCUGUCACCAAUAGAACGUAUAUAUUUUUUUCUCUGCAAGGUCUUUUUUUUUUUUUUUUUUACAAAUUGUUUUAUCACUAGUGGAAAUAAAUGAUAAACCAGAGGCAAAUAAUUGUGCAGAUGAGAGAAUUUUUUUUCUACAGCAAAUCUGUUGUCAUAGAUUUAAAGUGAACUUUCAUUAAUUUCCAAAAUAUUGAUUUGAACUGAAUGACAUAAAAAUAGUUGUAAAUUGAUGCGUUACUUAUGAUAGACUUUACUAGACUUUUUUUUAUCUAGUCUCUGUGGAAACCUUUACUGACACUCAAAUCCUUCAGCAGACAUCUGUAGCGUGUGAUGGUAAUAUAUGCGUGUUCAGUAUCCCAAUGUAUCAUAUACUCCAGCUAACCAGAAGAAUCGUGUGUUGGUUAAUUAGGCAGGGAAUGACAGUCUCGUUGACAAUGCUUUGCAGGCCCUCUCAUUAAUCUGAAAAGGCAGUCUUUCUGAAGCAGGAGGAAUCCGGAAAGUACAAAUGAAAUUUCCAUUAUAUAACAUUUUGUUGCAGAUUGUUGAGUGAGUUUAGAUGGUUUCAAAAUUUGUGGAAGGAUUCUAAAUUGGUGUACUGAAAAAAUAUAUAGCAGACAAUAAUUUAUAAUUCUAAAAACCCAUUCUGUAGAAUCCAUACUGUAGGCACAGCUUUUUAAAGGAGUGUUUGUUUGCUCAGGAAGUCAGCUGGAGCCACAACGUGAAUUAUACUAUAACUGACAUAUACAGUCUAUAUUAAAAGUGAACCGAAAACAAUAAUGUUAACAUUAAGGUAUUUUUUACAGUCUUGUUGGGAUGGAUAUAAAAAGACUUACAGAAGGGCUGAAACGUUUCCUGGAGAAAGGCAUUUUGACAGUCUUGUUGGAAUGGAUAUAAAAAUAAUUACAGUAGGGCCGAAUUGUUUCCUGGAGCAAGUUCUAUUCCAGGUUCCCUCCUGUGCUAGUAAGGCAUGCGUACUUGGUUGAAUUAUCUGCGCUAAGGGAGAGGAUUGGCAAAUGUGAAUGUUGGUUCAAUUGAUCACAUGACCUAGUGACUAGGCUUUCAGACAUGUGGCAAGCAUUGCAGAGAAAUUUGAGUAGCAUUUUCACAAGGCAAGGUACACAUUUCAGGCCUUUUAUCGAUUGCUAUUAUACCAUCCCAUCAAUACUGGUAACAAUGUUAAGCAUCCGAGCACAGGUCCGCUUUACGAUUUCUAUAAAUACAUUGAAGGAAGUAAUUUUAUCCAUCACUGCUCGAAAAUCUCGAACAUAUAUCAUUACACUUCAGUGUUUUUCAUCCAAGAACAUAGAAAAUAUAUGGUAAGCCAUAAAAAAGCACUUUUUUAAAUUAUUUCAUAAGCAAACAAUAGAGAUGCAGCCAUUUUUGAAUAGAAUGGCAAGACUACAUUAGGGUUUAUUUACUAGAGGCAAAUAUGAUGUUUACUUUGCAAGUGCAAAACUCUUCAAGCAAAAUUUCCCCAGAGCUUAAUGAAUGAGGUGAAGAACUGCAUUUUAAUGCAUUUUCCUUGCAAGUGAUUGGGUACUCCUUGCAAAGUAAAGUUUUACCACAUUCAGCCCUGGGGAAAAUUCCCUUGAAGAGUGCAACUUCACUUGCAAAAGAACUAUGUAUUUGCCUUAAGUAAACUUUGUUACAGCCAACAUUUUUUGUAGUACCUAAUAUAUCUAACCCUGGUACCUAGAACUUUUUAUCAGAAAGGGUGGUAGCAAGUGAAAUAUCAAUUACAACAAAUUGUGUACUGGUAAUAAAAAGGACAAAAAACAGCUAGGGUGGUAGCAAGUGAGAUAUCAAUUACCAAAAAUUGUGGUGUAAUGGUACUAUAAAAAACA